Messenger RNA from Bombyx mandarina (wild silkworm), 3773 nucleotides. RefSeq lists its product as uncharacterized. NCBI's taxonomy places the organism in Eukaryota, Metazoa, Arthropoda, Insecta, Lepidoptera, Bombycidae. The record is from RefSeq and is a predicted model, not a curated record.
AUGACAGCUGAAGAUACAAGCGUUCUUCUCAAUAUCGGUGAGAUGAUAGAUUUAGCAAUUGGCACUCCAGAGGUCGGAGUUGUAGACUUCAAUAUGCUCCAAACGGUCCUGCACUGCCUGGCGCAGCAGCUACGUGUCCUGGGUAAAAACGUAGAGCUGAAAGGCAGUAUCACUUUGCCAAUAGGCAGAGAUAACACACAAACCAUUGCGAUCAGCGAAUAUGUGGUCGAUACUGAAGACAAAGAUAAGACGGCACCAUUAAAACCUGAAAUAGAGGUGUCACCAGUUACUUCAGAACCUGAUACAAUUUUAGUCGUUGAAAGAAUCAAGAAAAGCUUGUCGCCCUUGCGUAGUCCUACACGCGAACACUCACCAGUACCGAUUCAGACUCGCGGAGCAGCUUCCCCAACUCCUCAAGAGAAACUGUCGCUCGUGACACUAAGCAAAUUCAACACGCUCGAAUCCACUGUGGAGGACUUGAAAAACCGUGUCUACGGAAGCAUGCCUAAAAACGAAGCCAUUUUGGAAGAAGUAAGAUCACAAACGAACUUAAAAGCGAUCACGGACAUGUGGACGUCUCUGAACGUGUCGUCUCGACUGGAGGCGGCCGAGGCUGGGAUUUCCAAAUUAAGUUCUCUGGUACAGGAUGUUAUUUCGGAAACAACAACUUUGCAAGAUGCCCUGAAAGGCAGCGAUCUUCAGGCGCUAGAUUCUGUGACACCUGGAGCCGCGUUGACUGACCUCGCCACGAUACCCACGAAGGAUGAAUUUUCAGCAGUACAAACCCAAUUGCAUAAUUUGCAAGCCAACGUUGAUCAACUCACCAACUCCUUUAAUGGCGCCAUGUCUGAAUUACUUCCUGGCUUCGCUAGUUCUCUUCCUGGUCAACUCGCUUCAGAACAAACACAAGAUUCGAGUUCGACACCAGGUGCCGAUCACCGCCAUUCGACUACUUCUCGAUCAUUACCUACGGCUGACAAAUUGACCGACAUUCUGACAAAACGAAUUAACGAAUUAGAGAAAAAACUCAAGGAAUGUUGCGACAUUGCCAAUAAAAAUGAUGAUCUUAUGCAAAAUCAAAUAAAUUAUAUGCAAGAUCAACUCGAGUACAUAAAUAAAGAAAUCGUCAACAUGACGACAGAUCCAACCGGCGGAAAAUUAUCACCAGAUCUUGUGAAAGACUUGCAAGGUUUAAUGCAGCUCUUCCAGACCGUUCAAGAUAUGCAAGAACAAUUGAAACAAGUUCACGAAACUGCCUUACUUUUGGCGUCUGAGAAAGAAGACAAACAACUGCACACGAACGCUCUUCUAGAACAAAUAGAACUGUUGAAGACAGUAAAACUCGAUCGCGAAGACAUGAUGGAAGCUAUGGCUGAAAAGGCAGAUCUUCAAAUGUUGGCCCGAAAAGUUUCACAUAAUCAAUUUGAACUUGCUUGUGACGAUCUCUCGAGGGGCUUAGAACAUGCACUCGGUAAACUUAAUUUGCAGGAAGCACUAUGGCAACAGGCUCUAGAUGACAUUCAACGUGAAAUUGAAACAAAAUUGGACAAAAUGGAACUGUCCCCGGUUAAAGACUUUUUCAAUAACAAACUGAAACAGCUGCAGGAAAAUUUGAAACAAAUGGCGUCGUUGAGGCGGGAAGCUGAAGCGGCGGGAACGAAACAGAAGCUAUUGAGAGAUGUCAAUUGUAUUUCAUGCGAUGCGAAUGCUGUAAUGAAAAUGGAAGCUCCAUCGACAGUUCCCGUCAGCAAACCAUUACCGGCAAAUCUAUCUAUGAAACCGUAUCUUAGUUAUGAGCUCGAUGCUAUAAGAAAAUCGCAGGCAAGUAAUCUGCCACAACGUAACUUGCACGACUGGGAAAACAUAGAUAAACACGUGACAAAACAGCCACCAAGACCAAAAUCGGAGUCAGAUAAGCAUCUAUGCAACCGCUACUGUGGCGGUUCUCAUACGGUGACGACUCCUGCUCAGCGCGUUGCUCGUCUCGGACACUUCAUCAAGCAAUGGGGACCUGACGUGCUACCAUUGUCGUCAGGACUUGCUACCGGCGAUGACGGAAAGAUGUACCGAGUGACUGAAGUGGAAAGCGCGAACGUCGGACCAGGCGGUGCAGUUGAUCAGACGUGUACACCGAAGUCGCCACAAAAAAAAUCAGACACUAAUAAGACGCAACAUAAAUCUGCUGCGAUUACUCCCGAAUGCCGAUGUCUGGAAGGAAACCGUUUCGGAAAAUAAAUAAAAACUAUGUGAAAUGCGAAAAUAUAUUGUACAGAACAGAUUUCAGAAAUAAAACAUUUUGCCUUAAAUUCGACUGUUUUAAUGAAAUAUACUUAUUUACCUGCCGUACAAUCGUAGCAAUAAAAAGGAUUAAACUAAACUGUCUUCGUAUCCAUAAAAAAGCAUUCGGACAAUGCAUCAAAACGAUACAGAUAAAAAUGAAAUAAAAGUGAAACUUAUUAUCCAACAUUUAGCAGAUUUUUAGCACAUUGCAUCUUAUAUUUAUUUAUUUACACAGGAUUAUCACACUAAGACAUUCUAUCUUUAAAUCACACGAAACAUUUUGAUUCAAAAUCAAAAUUACUAACCAAAGACCGUAGACUGAGCGCUACAAUUUUGAUCAAAGUAGGUACCUACUAAUCCAGCAAACUCAUAUAAAAUACGGACAAUGAAACAUUUCUCCGAACAUCAGCUUUUCUAUUAUGAGAUACUGUUAAUUUUAAACACAAUAAAAUUUCUUAUAUUUAUUUUCGUUUUUCACACAACUUCUAAAAACCUAACUAAAUUCUAAUGUAACAUAGGUACGCGUUUCGAUUGGGGUAAAAUGACGCAGAUAACUAAAUCAUAUAUUUACGUGAUUAAUCAACACUUAAGUUUCUGUUGGUGCCUAAUAAGUUCAAUUUGUGACAAAAGCUGUACUGAGCUUUGGCACACACAAAUGCGCGAGCAGAUCAUCAUCACCAAUCACAAACUACCCUAAUUUUACUGCCUAAUUUCCGGUUUUUCCAAUUGCCUAGGCUUGAUGUAGGUGAUCCAGCACUUCGUAAAAAUACAUGUCAACUCAAACCAACGUCCCCACUUUUUUAUUGAUCCAAAAAUAAUAUAAUAACACAAUAUUAAUACUUAGUAAUAUUUAGUAAUAUGUUGUGUUUGAUAUUUUGUACAUUUGAUUGUUUGCGAAUGGAUCGACUAUUCGGGAUUCCCCGAAGGCUGUCAGUCUUUUGUAAAAUAAAAAAGUUCAGAAUGCUCUCGGAAAAUCUAUGGGAGUUUGGGAUGGACUUUUUGACGAAGAUUUCAAGCCAUUUUUUUCAGUUUGUCCACAAUUGUGUUGCAUUAGUUCGGUUUAAGGUUGGUUAAAGGGUUUAUAAGCCAACAUCAUUACACAUUCACAUCAGAAGAAAGGCCAGACUGAAAAAUUGAAAUAAUUCAAUCGACACGACCUUUAUGUUUCCGCCAGUAUGUCCCUCGACGCUGUUCUCAGACUCAGUGAUUAUGAAUAUGCAAGGUGAGUAACAAAACCCAUUAAUACCUGCUAGGAAAGUCAAGAAGUUCAAGGCUUUUCCACAAAGUGUGAGGGUGUGUUAAUUACGAUAAAGUUAACAUUCAUCGCGUUAUUCACAUUUAAGGCAAUAAAUAAACCCAAAUUUCGAAAUCGUACCACGCGAUUGGUUCGAAAACCUUCCGCAGUUCACGUUUUUCAGUUUUGCGUUAUUGUUUUAAAAACCUAUCAAAACACAGAUAACUGUCUGGGACUUAUUUCAGUACAAAUCGCUCAU